Messenger RNA from Leptinotarsa decemlineata (Colorado potato beetle), 1416 nucleotides. RefSeq names its product defective in cullin neddylation 1 domain containing SCCRO3 (gene SCCRO3). Gene Ontology annotation, cellular component: ubiquitin ligase complex. Gene Ontology annotation, biological process: protein neddylation. Gene Ontology annotation, molecular function: ubiquitin-like protein binding; ubiquitin conjugating enzyme binding; cullin family protein binding. Lineage: Eukaryota; Metazoa; Arthropoda; Insecta; Coleoptera; Chrysomelidae. The record is from RefSeq and is a predicted model, not a curated record.
GUGAAUGUAUAAAAGUGACGGGACGGCGGUCCAAUAGUUACAAUAUCUAUGCAAAUAUAUAAUUUAAUAAUUAUUGUAAACAAUUAACAAUUAUAUUUAAUUGUACAUUGUUGGUGAUAGUGAUUUAAGAUAAUACUAUGAAAGUAUCUAAGACUAGUUAAUAUUUUGAACAUUUUACAAUCACGAAAUGAGAUUACAUUUUCAUAAAAUCAGUAGUAAAAGUUGAAGGAUAAGUUAACUUCUGAUUUGUAUUCAUAUUUAUUGGGGCAAUGCGAAACAAUUCUAGAAGGAGACCCAGAAGGUACUUUUUGGGACCCUCAAAUGGGCAACUGCUUUACUUGCUUCAAGGAGCCCACACAAACGGCCCUAGACAAAACUACAGAUCACAAAGAUAAAGAAGAAAUGACAGAAGACCAUCUUCAUCCAGCACCAAGUCAUGUGCCAGCCCCCACAGCUCCCCAUGAUACCAAUCUGAGUAACGGCAACCAUUUAUCUGCUCCACCAGAAGUAACAACAACUAUAAUCCGUUUGUGCCAGCCUAGUCGAAGAACUCACUCAAAAUCAGCUGCUGCAAUAAUGGGUAUUUCAGAUAGCAAGUCUUCUGAGACAAAACUAAAUGGACUUUUUGAACAGUACAAGGAUAAAAGUGAAGAUAGUAUGCUUGCUGAAGGAAUAGAACAAUUUUGUCAAGACUUGCAAGUUUCUCCUGAUGAUUUCAAAAUAUUAGUUCUAGCUUGGAAACUUAAUGCGGAACAAAUGUGUCGCUUUACACGAUUAGAAUUCAUAACUGGAAUGAAAGCUAUUCGUGCUGAUUCAAUUAAAUCACUACAAAGUCGCUUGCCAGAACUAGUGAGUGAAGUUAACAACAAUUAUGAACUCUUUAAAGACUUGUAUCGUUUUACUUUUCGUUUUGGGUUAGAUUCAUCCUCAGGUCAAAGGAUUUUACCAACAGACAUGGCAGUCAUUUUGUGGAAGUUGGUGUUUACAUUUCGCGAACCACCCAUAUUGAAUCGUUGGCUGAACUUUCUGGAAACUCAUCAGAUAACUAGAGGCAUUCCAAAAGACACCUGGAAUAUGUUUUUGAAUUUUUCUGAGCAUGUAGCGAAUGACUUAAGUUGUUAUGAUGAUAAUGAAGCUUGGCCUAGUCUUUUUGAUGAUUUUGUAGAAUUUGAAAACGACCAAGUGAACCAAAAUAUUCCAAAAGAUAUGGAAAAAGAAUCUGAUGGACUUAUCAUUACAAAAAAUUGAUGUUUCUUUGGUGUAUUAUCAUUGAACAAAAAACUGCCUAAGUAUUUUAUAAUAUUAAAUGCAAAUAAAGUGUUGUGAUACUAUGAAUGUAGCCCUUUCAAAUCUACUGUAAGAAAGAAGUGUAGAGUUAUUCUAUAUUUUGAUUUGUAUAUAUAUAAUAUUUAUUGA